This is a messenger RNA of Panicum virgatum (switchgrass), 4530 nucleotides long. RefSeq names its product sphingoid long-chain bases kinase 1-like. The record is from RefSeq and is a predicted model, not a curated record. Bases 1977 to 4295 code for a protein of 772 amino acids. NCBI's taxonomy places the organism in Eukaryota, Viridiplantae, Streptophyta, Magnoliopsida, Poales, Poaceae. The transcript has 7 exons. Gene Ontology annotation, cellular component: membrane; intracellular membrane-bounded organelle; cytoplasm. Gene Ontology annotation, biological process: sphingosine biosynthetic process. Gene Ontology annotation, molecular function: kinase activity.
UAAAACCCACCGAAUCGGCGCACGCCCUGGCCUGACACCCCCUGCUCCCCUGUCGCCAGUCGCCACCGCGUCGCGCGCGGGCCGGCCCCCUUCCUCGCGCACCACAACCCCCCCGCAAGUAUCUCUCCAGCUCCCGCCGCCGCCGCCGCCGGCCGCUGAGGCGGCGCUCCGGGUCCAGGAGGCGCGCCCGCCCGCCCGCCAGGCUCGAUCGCCGGAUCCGAUCGCCCGCCGGGCGCGGGGCUCGAUUCGGUACGUCCCCGCGCGAGGCUUCGAUCCAGCUGGUGCUUUCCUUGCGGCGGAAUCUUCGUGUUUGGUGCGGUUGGUUGGUGAUGACUCUCGUCGUGUUUUCUGCUUCUGUUUCCCUCCUGCUCCUUGCUUCGAGUUUGUCUGGGACUCGGUGCUCUGCGAUUAGCGACUCCGGUGAGCUGCGCGCGUGGCAUUUUGAACUGUGUCGGGCGAGAUCUGGCGUCCAUAGUUCGCAGGUGGCUGGUGUGUGUGUGCUGCGAUUGUUAGUUUUGCGCGUCCCCUGUGCCUGGAUGGAGUAACAAAUGGGGAACGACCUUUUGUUACGCGGGGACGCGCUGUGUCACUAGUAGUCGUGUUGAUACAGUCCCAGGUAUACUGUUUACCGUUAACUUAUCAUUUGAUAGUGCGCAUACUCAUAUGUGUUGGAAAAAUGCUUCGUACUUAUCAUUUGAUACUUUGAUAGUGCGCAUACUCAUAUGUGUUGGACAAAUGCUUGGUGUUAGCAUCCAAGGCCUUAUGUUUUGUGGAUUGAAGCUACCUUUGAUAUCAUAUGCUGUACCACUUAUGUUUGAUGACAUGGUUUCAUCUUCCUAGAACGUUUGUGUAGGCGGGAUGAUUCCCCUGAUAAUAGUUCAGCAGCAUUGCUUUUUUGAUGCCCCUUCUUGAAUUCUUGAUGUUGGUAUUCAAGGACUAGGCUGCAGGUGUUCAACCUGCAAACCUUGGCCCCACAGAACAAUCUAUCCUUCUUCGAGUGGUGGAUGGAUGUCGAUACUAAAGUUGAUGGUCUAGUUAAAAAAGGAUUGGACUCCUUAUUUAUUUUGGGAGCAUGGACCAUCUGGAAGCACCGCAACCGCUGUGUCUUCGACGGGAUUACACCUAGUGUCUCUUGUGUUAUUUUGGGUAUCAGGGAAGAACUGCAUCAGUGGUCUUUUGCCGGGGCUCGAGGAGUGUCACACCUCCUCGCCCUCGGAUCUCAUGUGGCAUAAGUUCUAGUUCUUAGCCCUAGUUGGUCAGGCCCCGCUUUGUAGUGUUUUUGUAAUAGUUUUUCGGGUUUUUUCCUUGUUUGGGUUGGUACAGGCCCUAAACUGUAUCACCUGGGGUUUCCUACCCCCUCCUUCUUAAUAUAAUGAUGUGCAGCUCUCCUGCGUUUUCCGAAAAAAAAAGGACUAGGCUGCAGGGAAAAAAAGGGGAUGCAUCUAACCCGUAGAUCAAUUCCUGCCAAUUUACAGUUGAAAAGCUAAGUGUAACUAGCUUGCUUGACUGUUGUGACAAGAUUAUACAUAGAUUAAGAUUGAUAUGAUACUUGGAGCAGGAAUAUGCAUGCUGAGGUCCAUUUGCAUGGGAAACCAUUGGGGGUGCACGCUUAUAUGCCAAAAGCUAGUAUUGACUAUUGACACGAAAUUGCUCCUAUAGAUGUUCAAAACAUUUUUUUUUGUUUGGCUGAAUGUGCUUCAGCAAUGCGAUUGGUCAAGGAGCUCGCAUUUAUAUUUCUACCCUUGUUUUUUUAUGGGAAUGAGACUCAUAGCAGCUCACUUCCUCUGAAGUCUCAACAAUUGCUCACUAUAUGCACCAAAGAUUUCCUUACUAUGACUGUUUCCUUCCAUUGCAGUUUACUUAAUUAUACUGACAUUCUCAUAUGGCUUUGGAGCCGUGAUGCCUCAUCCAUCCCUGGAGCGGUAUAGAAUUCAUUGCCAAGACCUAUGUUCUGAAGUGCUGUCUAACAGACAGAAAUGGAUGGAACUGAGCUUGAAAAUCUUACUUCAAGAAGCUCAUCCCAGAAAUCUAGCCGCCGUUCUAGUAGCAGGCGUUCUCAAAAGUCAGCUGGACAACAUUCUUCGCCCAGUACUCAGGAGAAAAGAAGCAAAACGAGAUCUUCAAGGCAGAAGCACUUGGCUAUUGACGACAAAGAUGCCAAAAAAGGAAAAAACCAUGACCACAAAAUUGAUGAAAGGUCCAAUUUUCUAGGUUACGAAGUGUAUGCUGGAAAGUUAAUUUUUGAUAAGAAAAACAAAAGCACAAGCGAUAAUCAGUUAUCAGCAAAUGGGAAAGCUGAUGCGGUUGAUGCUAGACUCACAAGUAAAGCUCUGAUCUGGGGCUCCUCUGUACUCCUGGAGGAUGUUGUCUCUGUAUCAUAUCAUUCUGGAGCCAAACAUUUUACAGUGCAUGCAUACCCAACUAAAAAGUCUUUAUUUGGAAAGACACGCAGAGUUCCGAAAGACUUCUGCUUUAUAGCCUCUACCUUAGACGAGGCCAUUUUGUGGGUGACAUGCUUUGCUGAACAAAACAUAUAUGUUAAUUUACUACCUCGCCCUGGAGCGUCUAGUAUCAAUCAAGACUCAGUCAACCCCCUCAGUGAGUCUUUAUUUGACCAGCCACCGAUUAAAUGCAAACCUCCACAAAGAGUACUUGUUAUAUUGAACCCUCGAUCUGGACAUGGUAGAUCAAGUAAAGUUUUCCAUGAGAAUGCAGAACCUAUGUUUAAGCUUGCAGGCUUUCAGAUGGAAGUAGUUAAAACUACUCAUGCUGGCCAUGCAAAAUCUCUUAUAUCUACUUUUGAUUUCAGCACAUGCCCUAAUGGAGUUGUGUGUGUGGGUGGGGAUGGAAUUGUAAACGAGGUUCGACCUUGUUGUUUGUAUUAUAGUUGGUUAGUAAUAAUUAUCUUAUUUGCUACCUCAUCAUUUAUAGCUCUACAGGUGCUUAAUGGUCUUCUGCUUAGAAGUGAUAGAACAGAAGCUGUAUCGAUUCCAGUUGGAAUAAUUCCUGCAGGCUCUGACAACUCACUCGUCUGGACUGUUUUAGGGGUUAGAGAUCCUAUUUCCGCAUCAUUAUUAAUUGUUAAGGGUGGGUGUACACCUCUCGAUAUCUUGGCUGUCGAGUGGAUUCAAUCUGGGCAAAUACACUUUGGCUCAACUGUUUCAUACUAUGGUUUUGUUAGUGAUGUCCUGGAACUUUCUGAGAAAUAUCAAAAGAAACUUGGUCCUCUUCGAUAUUUCGUGGCUGGAGUCCUGAAAUUUUUGUGUUUGCCUAGCUACUUCUAUGAGUUAGAAUAUCUUCCUUCGUCGAAGGACAUGGCCGCAAAUGGAAAAGGCACAGAUAAAGACAAAACAAACUUGUCCAAUGUCUAUGGUGAUGUAAUGCACAGCAGAUCAAAGCGAGAAGGAAUUCCACGGGCCUCUAGUUUGUCCAGUAUUGAUUCUAUUAUGACUCCAAGUCGGAUGUCACUUGGGGAUGUUGAUACAUCAGGUAGUACAGUGGCAAGCACUGAACCGUCAGACUACGUACGUGGUCUUGAUCCAAAAGCAAAACGCUUGUCUCUGGGCAGAAGUAAUAUUGUUUCAGAACCUGAAGAAGUGCUACGUCCCCAACCACACCAUGGAUCAUUCUGGCCAAGAACCAGGUCCAAAGCAAGGACCGAGAGAAAUUCAGUUGGUGUGACAUCUACUAAUGACACACGGUUGUCUUGGGCAGCCUCAUCAAUGCACGACAAGGAAGACAUUUCCUCAACAAUAUCAGAUCCAGGACCUAUUUGGGACUCUGAACCAAAGUGGGACACAGGUCCAAAAUGGGACAGUGAGCUAACUUGGGAGCCUGACCACCCCAUUGAACUUCCUGGACCACCAGAGGACAGGGAAUUCGGACCACCAAUGGAACUUGUGCCAAAUUUGGAUGAGAAAUGGGUAAUUAGGAAAGGGCAUUUUCUUGGUGUCCUUGUAUGCAAUCACUCGUGCAAGACAGUGCAAAGUUUGAGUUCACAGGUUGUUGCACCGAAAGCAACCCAUGAUGACAACAGUUUGGACUUACUUUUAGUUGCCGGAAAGGGAAGAUGGAAGUUGCUGAGAUUUUUCAUACUUCUGCAAUUCGGUCGCCAUCUUUCUUUGCCCUAUGUGGAAUAUGUAAAGGUGAAGUCGGUUAAGCUUAAACCUGGUCCAAACACACACAAUGGCUGUGGUAUAGAUGGUGAGCUUUGUCGUGUCAAGGGACAGGUACUCUGCUCCCUGCUUCCAGAGCAAUGCAGGCUUAUUGGCCGUCAAUGUAGACAAUCUAUUUAAGUGCUGUGUUGUUGAAUUUCAUCGGUUUGGGGGUCUCUUUCCACUUCUAACAACUAUUGUUUAUAUAUCGAUACUUGCUGAUGGGUUGAGCGUGGGUUGGUCGUGCAGAUCUUGAGAGUUUGAACUGGGCAGACAAUGUUGUGAGGUUUCUGUAUAUUCGAGUGGUUAUAGGAUGAUAUGUUGAUUCUUUUUAUCUAUAUAACUUUUUCUUAUAUAUAUAUAUAUUAUAGAGUAA